GAACCUUGCACAUUUGCAUUCUGCUCUAUUUCCAACUUCCCCGCUUUCCCUUUCCUCAUCUCUCUGCUUUUCUCUUCUCUUCACUUGAGCUGCAUUCGCCGCAACCUUGUCUGCUUUUUCUUGCUUGAUACAUGAUAUUACUGCAUCAGAAAAUGGACAAGAGCUUUCUGGUUCUCUGUUUUCUCCUUUUGGCUGAUUCUGGGUUUGUGUUUGGCUAUGAUAAGAAGCAAAAUGUUGGAGUGUUUGAGCUCAAGAAAGGUGACAUCUCCUUGAAGGUCUCCAACUGGGGUGCUUCAAUAAUUUCUCUUGUUCUUCCUGAUAAGAAUGGAAAGCUGGGCGAUGUCGUUCUGGGAUAUGAUUCAAUCAAAGAUUACUUUAAUGAUUCAACAUAUUUCGGUGCCACGGUUGGUCGGGUUGCUAAUAGAAUUGGAGGGGCUCAGUUUACUCUCAACGGACUCCAUUACAAACUGGUCGCAAAUGAAGGAAACAAUACACUUCAUGGUGGAUCCAGAGGAUUCAGUGAUGUUGCUUGGAAGGUGAGAAGCUACCAAAAAGAAGGUCAUCAUCCUCAUAUUGUCUUCACUUACAGAAGCUCCAAUGGUGAACAAGGGUUUCCCGGCGACCUCGUAGCCACGGUGGGCUACCAUCUAGUUGGGAAAAACGAGCUGGCUAUAAUCAUGAAAGCAAAAGCUCUGAACAAGCCCACUCCUGUGAACUUAGCCAACCACGCGUAUUGGAACCUCGGUGGCCACAACAGUGGUAAUAUUCUGAGCGAGGUGGUUCAGAUCUUCGGAUCCAAGAUCACACCUGUUAAUUCCCAACUCAUUCCCACUGGAAAAUUUCAGUCAGUCAGAGGAACCCCGUAUGAUUUCCUUAAACCCCGCACUGUUGGAAGUAGAAUCAAGCAGCUUCCUAAAACCAAAGGCUAUGACAUGAACUACGUGCUUGACGGUGAAUAUGGCAAGAAAUUGAAGCUGGCGGCAAUAGUGCAGGAUCACGAGUCUGGGAGGGUUAUGGAGCUUUCUACGAACGCUCCUGGCUUGCAGUUCUAUACUGGGAAUUAUGUGAAGGAUGUGAAGGGAAAAGGUGGGUAUGUGUAUGAGCCUCAUGCAGCCUUGUGUUUGGAGACUCAAGCCUUCCCUGAUUCUGUGAAUCAUCCUAAUUUCCCUUCAACAAUUGUCACCCCGCAAAAGCCUUACAGACAUUACAUGCUCUUUAGGUUUUCCACGAAACCUCCGUACGGUUCACGGGGUUAAAUUGUUUACGUACUGUACGUUGUUGUAAUCUCUCAAAGCAUUUGACUUGACUGUCUAUGGAUUUUUAUCAAACUCCGCUUCGGCAGAAUAAAGGGGGAAGAGAAAAGAUAAUAAACAGAGACUUUGUAGUUGCCUAGAUUGGCAAGAAAUUUGUUGAUUAAGGCUUUUAUUUGAA
Neltuma alba is the source of this 1431-nucleotide messenger RNA. RefSeq names its product aldose 1-epimerase-like. Lineage: Eukaryota; Viridiplantae; Streptophyta; Magnoliopsida; Fabales; Fabaceae. The coding region runs from base 132 to 1256 and encodes 374 amino acids. Gene Ontology annotation, molecular function: carbohydrate binding; aldose 1-epimerase activity. The transcript has 5 exons. The record is from RefSeq and is a predicted model, not a curated record. Gene Ontology annotation, biological process: glucose metabolic process; beta-D-galactose catabolic process via UDP-galactose, Leloir pathway.